This is a messenger RNA of Protopolystoma xenopodis, 1275 nucleotides long. The record is from the annotation of a GenBank genome assembly. Lineage: Eukaryota; Metazoa; Platyhelminthes; Monogenea; Polystomatidea; Polystomatidae.
ACGAACCAGUGUCCGGAAGCAGAUCGUGAUCUGAUCUCACCGCAAAGCGAAAGUGAAAGUGCCCGGCGUGCCGUGACGCCUGUGGGAAGGUGCGAAGAUCCCGUUCCGAGUGACUGCUUGCGCCCAACACGACUGGCUCGCUCGACAGUUGGAGGCACACUCUCCAACGCUCUUCACUCCUCGCCACUAUUGCUCCACUUUCCGGCGAGUUCAUUUCGCGAAAUGGCUGGCGCCAACUUGUUUCGUUCACGUGCAAACUGGAAACACACAAGGCACCGAGUGGGACUGCUUUCGGAUCAUACUCUUCCGGUCGAACUAGCCAACCUCAGGCAAGCUUGUGAUCCCCACUGCAUCUGGAUAUAUGUUGCACAAGACCGACGUGGGCCUGAUUCGAGCCGGUUGGGCUCAACAGCUGAUUCACGAAAAACCGGUCGUCUCAAGAAACACUCACUUCAAGCGCCCCAAACGGUGGCUGCAUCGCUUCGAAGUGAAGAGGAGUUGUGGAGCAACCAAUCUGGUCUUCUCUGCCUUCUGGGAAAGCAUUCUUGCAAAACUGGCCAUUUAACGCUUAGGAAGCCCAGGGUCUGGCCAUUCGCGGUUGACUGCCGAUUUCCACGAAUCUUCCAAGUUUGGGGCCCGGCUUUGUCUUCAGCCGACUGUACAUUUUCAGCACCAAUUGUACCCUCGCGCUCAGACGCCCAGUUGAAGGCAUUAUGCUUUGUCAUGGAACCAAGACCUGGGUUCUGUGGCCUCUUCGACGGCCCGUCGAAAGUUUAUGUGCCGGCCUCGAACCGGAGUCCGACACGGGCUUGUGCCGAGACCAACCGACCAUGCAGGCCCGAUUUCAGCCUGGCAGGGGACCCACACUUGGCUACAUGUUGCGGUGGAAUUCCGCUGGAAAGACUGGCUUCUGACGACCCCAUCAACUACUGGAACUCUGAACGCCAAGCGAUCCAAGCGCCACUUUCCUGCAGAAAGCAGACGCAGAUAUCCUCCUCAAUUUGUUGUUAUGGCGCCCUAAAGCGUUGCAUUCUCUCGAGUCAGAAUGCGCCAGUCGGUUCACUUUGUCAAUCAUCUCAACUUGCAAGUAGCAUUCCAUGCUUCCUUCGUGUGAUAUUUCGGUAUCCUUUUUCCUGCAAAGCCUUUGCUGUUCUUUUCGAUCCUCUUUCGAUCGGCUAUUCCGACUCGGGCCUCCAAUCCCGAUCUGCUCAUUGCCUCGUAGAUCCGUUUUUUGGCUUUCUGGUUGACAACAGGCGCUAUUUCGCAAGGUCCUAG